AUGGCGAAAGACUCUAAGCUUGCCGAAGCAUUAAAGCAGAAAAUCGUGGACUACAUAGACAAAGGUUAUAUCCGCAAACUAUCAGAUGCAGAGCUAGCUGGCUCGUAUGGUCGUAUCUGGUAUUUGCCGAUGUUCCCAGUUACGAAUCCCAACAAACCAGGAAAACUCCGUAUUGUGUGGGACGCUGCGGCCACGUCGUUUGGAAAGUCACCGAACUGCUUUCUCUUAAAAGGAAUUGAUCAGCUAAUCUCACUGUUUUCCAUCCUCGUCCAGUUCCGCGAGGGAGCGAUCGGCCUAACGGGUGAUCUGCGUGAGAUGUUUCACCAGAUCAUGAUUCGUAACAGUGUCAGUAACAGUAACAGUAUUCGUCAACAGUGCCAGCGUUUUUAUUGGAGAGAAGAUAACGGCCAGUUGUCAGUCUACGUAAUGCGCGUGAUGACCUUCGGCGCGUGUUGUUCCCCAAGCAGUGCCCAAUAUGUAAAAAACAUAAACGCAGAGCGAAUGAGCGGACAAUACUCAAAAGCAGCGGACAUCAUUCAAAGGCGUCACUACGUGGACGACAUGUUGAUAAGCGUCGAUACGGAAGAGGAAGCAAUACAGUUGGUAAGGCAAGUGAGGUUCAUACACGAGCAAGGAGGUUUUGAAAUCAGAAACUGGAUCAGCAAUUCUCAACGAGUGUUGGCAGCUUUGAAUGAAGGCAGAACCAUCGAGAAGAAUCUUGACAUCUCGCCGGAGUUGGCAACAGAAAAGGUGUUGGGGAUGUGGUGGUGCACUGCAUCCGAUGUUUUCACCUAUAAAAUUGGAUGGAACCGUUAUGAACAAUCUCUUCUGCAGGGUCAUCGACGUCCGACCAAACGUGAAAUGCUUCGAGUGUUGAUGUCCAUGUUCGACCCUCUAGGGCUAAUUGCACAUUUCUUGAUGUACCUGAAGGUUCUCCCCCAAGAAGUCUGGCGGUCCGGUGUGAAUUGGGAUAAAGAAAUUAAUGAUGCACUCUUUAAUAAGUGGCGUGCAUGGCACCAGGUUCUCCCACUGGUAGAAACACUCAAAAUUAGACGUUGCUACCGUAAGCGGCUCCCAGCAAGUUGUACCGCAGGGGAGCUACAUACGUUCGUCGACGCGAGCGAAAAUGGAAUGGCCGCUGCAUGCUAUAUACGUUUCCCUCAGGGUGAAACCACCGAAUGCAGUUUAGUAGCUGCUAAAACCAGAGUAGCUUCCUUAAAGUUUCUUUCAAUCCCAAGGCUUGAACUGCAAGCAGCAGUGCUCGGCGUGCGAUUAUCGCAAGCCGUUGCUGACUCCCUAUCAGUCAACAUAACACGACGAAUAUUUUGGUCAGAUUCCCGUGACGUUAUAUGCUGGGUUAAUUCGGAUCAUCGCCGGUUUACGCAAUUUGUAGCACAUCGAGUUAGCGAGAUACUGGACUCCACAGAAGCAGCAGAUUGGAGCUGGGUUCCCACCAAACAAAACGUGGCUGACGACGGCACGAAAUGGGUGCAUAAUCCGGUUAUGUCGUCUGAAGACCGCUGGUUUACAGGACCAGAUUUUCUUUGGCGCUCGGAGAGGAAUUGGCCGUGUCAGCCGUCAAUAAAUGGUCAAACUGAAACUGAACUACGCCCGUACCUGCUACUGCAUUUUCAGACAGCCAAGCCGCUUUUUUGCGUAAGUAAAUUCAGCAGCUGGAAAAAAGUGACCAACAUAAUGGCAUACGUCUUUCGUUUUUCUCGCAACUACAUUGCAAAUUUCAAGAAGCAGACAGUAACUACUGGUCCGCUAACUUUAAAGGAGAUUUCCAACGCUGAGGACUAUUUGAUCCGGCAAGCUCAAGCAGACGCCUAUCCGGACGAGCUCGCGCUUUUGCAGAAGAAACAGCACAGAACUCACGGCACUACGCUGCCUAAAAAUAGUCCUUUGUACAAGCUUACCCCGUGGAUCGAUGAGCGAGGAGUUAUGCGAAUGCGCGGGCGGAUUGCCGCUUGCCAUUAUGCUACCGCGGAUGCCAAGAAUCCAAUCAUUUUGCCCCAUACACACCACACCACUUUGCUUAUUAUCGCACACCACCACCAAAAAUAUCACCAUCAAAACUAUGAAACCGUAAUCAACCAAAUACGUCAAAAAUAUUGUAUCUCUCGACUCCGCGCUACCGUUACUCGAGUACGUAAUAACUGCCAGCGAUGUAAAAACGAAAGAGUAUCUCCACAGCCUCCCAUAAUGGCUGAUCUUCCCCCAGCAAGACUAGAUGCUUUCACACGACCGUUUACUAACGUAGGCAUCGAUUACUUUGGCCCACUCGACGUUGCUGUGGGAAAACGUACCGAAAAGCGUUGGGGAAUGCUUGUUACCUGCUUAACAGUCCGAGCAGUCCAUAUUGAAGUCGUCCAUUCAUUAAACACCAACUCAUGCAUAAUGGCACUACGAAGCUUCAUCUCUCGUCGUGGCACUCCUCGGACGAUCUAUAGUGAUCGCGGAACCAACUUCAUUGGAACCUCCCGUGAGCUAAAACAAGUUGAGAUGUCUUUCAACAUGCACGAUAUGGCUAAGGAGUUUGUUUCUUCAGACACCGAAUGGGUCUUCCUACCUCCCUUAUCACCGCACAUGGGCGGGUGUAGGGAAAGGUUGAUCGGCACUGUGAAGCGGAACCUUAUGACGAUCAACCCCAAGCGGAACCUUAUGACGAUCAACCCCAAGCGGAACCUUAUGGCAACCCCAUAA
Wyeomyia smithii (pitcher-plant mosquito) is the source of this 2706-nucleotide messenger RNA. RefSeq lists its product as uncharacterized. Gene Ontology annotation, molecular function: nucleic acid binding. NCBI's taxonomy places the organism in Eukaryota, Metazoa, Arthropoda, Insecta, Diptera, Culicidae. The record is from RefSeq and is a predicted model, not a curated record. The coding region runs from base 1 to 2706 and encodes 901 amino acids. The transcript has a single exon. Gene Ontology annotation, biological process: DNA integration.